Benincasa hispida (wax gourd) is the source of this 489-nucleotide messenger RNA. The record is from RefSeq and is a predicted model, not a curated record. Lineage: Eukaryota; Viridiplantae; Streptophyta; Magnoliopsida; Cucurbitales; Cucurbitaceae.
AUGAACUCAAGAGCCAACAACCCUUCAAAAGAACUCAACACACGCCCAACGGCAUUAGAAGAUCAAGAAAAAAGGACGCUCGGAUCCACAAGCCAUUCGGAGCCAAGCACGUCUAACACGGGAAAACCUGUGGUGUCGCUGAAUGCACCAUUCCCUAGACGCUUAAUGAAGAAAAAUGACGAACAACAAUUUAAGCGUUUUCUUGAACUCCUGAGCUACAGACUACCCAAGAAACAGAAGGACGUAGGAAGCUUCACAGUCCCGUGCUCGAUCGGAGGGUUAGAUGUGAGACAUGCAUUGUGUGAUCUAGUAGCAAGCAUUAACCUCAUGCCACUCCCAAUCUUCAAGAAAUUGGGAAUUGGUGAAGCACAACCCACUUCUGUAACUCUUCAACUCGCUGAUAGGACGAUCAAGUACCCUGAAGAAAAGAUUGAAGAUGCUUUGGUAAAAGUUGACAACUUCAUAUUCCGGUUGAUUUCAUUAUCUUAG